AUGGCUGAGCAAUCGGAGGCCCAUGCCAGGGGCAUGAAGCAAGAAAAUGACAGGACAGACAAUGAGAUAGACAGUCGAGGGACGGAGGAUGAGCAGUCCUUGCAAGCAAUCAAGGGAAUUCUGCUUACGGAGCUCAUGGACGUUGAGAAGAGCCCUAUGUUUAUCAUAGAUCUUGCGCAGUCCGCCGCGUCCCGUAACCAGAACCUGAAUCCUAUCCACAUCAACACUGCCCUCAAGACGGCUGGUAAUCUGCUAGACGUAGUUUCCGGGCGUCGUGAACCAGAUCCGUUAGGUCAGUCUGAUAAGACGACCUACCCAGUGUUCAGAGACUGGGCCUCCAAUCCUGCAACGCACGAGUACCGGCUAGUCUUCAACCAUUACAGCUGGACAGCUUUGACAUUGAGAGAGCGCUUUAAGCUUGUCAGCGGGACCUUUCAGCGGCAACAGGCGACAACGAGCACAUUGCUCUCUACUUCAUCUGAUGCAGAACUUCCAUCAUUCAUGCGCGGACUCAAACCGCCCGGAUCUGAUUUGGAUUCCGGUAUGCUCUCAAGCACAGAAACACGCAUGAUGUCGGGAGGCCACAAGUUCGCUGCGACUAAGUCUGGAGAUACGUCUGAAGACCAGCCUGGGUUGUCGGCUUGGAAAUACGACUGGACUUCAAGCCCUCCUCCGCCAGGCCUGUCUCCUCAUGUAGAACUUGUCAGAAGCGUGGACUGGGCCUCAACCUCCUUGGGCCCCAUGGAAUCAUGGUCCCCACAACUCCGCUUUAUGUGCAACUUCCUGAUGGCCAAUCCAGCGCCAUCUGUCAUGUUCUGGGGGCCGGAUCUCAACAUGAUAUACAACGCUGCCUAUCCGUCGGUAAUCGCGAACAAACAUCCAACAUUGUUGGGCAUGACGCCACAGGAAGGGUUUCGAGAGGCGUGGGAAGGGUUUGAGCCUUUCUUCAAGCGCUGCCAGGAAACUGGGCAAGGCGUUUUCCUUGAGCAUCUGCUUACAUUUCUGGAUCGCGGUUUCGGACCACAAGAAGAGACGUACUACUCGUUCGGCUUCAUGCCCAUCUUCGGUGAAGACGACACGAUCGCUGGCUGGUUCCAAAACUGCUUUGAGACCACAAAGCACAGAAUCACAGAAAGACGGAUGUCGACACUGCUUAGCAUUUCAGAGACGACAGCAGCAGCUUCAGACCUUGAGUCUUUUUGGAAGUUGCUUCUUCGAGCUAUUGAGAAGAACGAGCACGACAUGCCAUGGGUUGUCAUCUAUGCAGGUGUUGACCAAAAUGAGGUGUCAACGGGGUCAGAUGCUCACACGGUUGGCUCGUCAACUACGAAGCGGUUCGAAGUUCUCUGCACAAUCGGCGUUGACAUGGGGCACGCGGCGGCACCAACUCGCACCGAUAUUGCGAAGGGAUCAAAGGGGUUUCACCCGUUCUUCGGGCAGGCCGCGGAGGCCCAGGACCCGCUCGUCCUUUUUCUCGAAGAUGGCACCCUGCCGAUGGACUUGGUCGUAGGUCUUGAUACCAGGGGGUGGUGUGAUCCCUGCAAAUGCGCUGCGAUAUUUCCAAUACGUCCGACAACAACCAAUCCGAACUCCACCGAAACUGUCUUGGGCUACCUCGUUAUGGGUAUGAACACACGCCGACCUUACGAUGAGGAGUAUCGUACUUUCCAUCGGCUGUUCAACAGACAGAUAGUCACAUCCAUAGCAUCCGUCCUCCUACUGGAGGAAGAGACGCGACGUGGCCGGACCAUAGCUGAGCAGGCUGCGCUUGACCAGCGCAAGUUUGAAGAGCAAUUAAGUCUUAGGACUCGGGAGCUGGAACGAAGCCGUGAGCAGUUGCAGAACUUUGCAGAUUGCGUACCUGUCGGCAUCUUCGUCCUAGCUUCCAAGCCAGGUAAUAUGGAUGGAACGUAUCAGUACAGAAACGAACGUUGGUUUGAGCUCACUGGAGACUCGCGGGAUAACAACAUAGGAUCAGAGUCUCCUAUUUGGGAUAGAAUGAAUCCAGAAGACGUGCCUGUUGUGCGGCAAGCUUGGAAAGCGGUUCGGACGACAAAAACAUCGAUCAGUUUCGAGUUCAGAGUCGCUCAAAGAUCGCAGUAUGUGGGAGUACAAGAGCACCAGCUCGAUCCGCAAGGGGAUAUUGAUUGCACCUGGAUUCUUUGCUAUGCGUUCUCUGUAUGGGAUGACGACGGAACACCAAGGUCCGUAAUCGGCUCGAUCACAGACAUCACCCCUCAGAAAUAUGCAGAGAUCAUUCAGAAGCGACGAAUGGAGGACGCUAUAGAGGCUCAACGACGUCAAGAGACUUUCAUAGACGUUACUUCUCAUGAGAUGAGAAACCCGCUAAGCGCCAUAAUGAUAUCAGCCGACGACAUCAUGACUUCAUUACACUCUCUGAAGACGAAUGACCCGACAAUGAGCCCGGAAUCCAAAAAACUAGUAGACAGCAGCAUCGAUGCCGCGGGAACUGUAUCGCACUGCGCACAGCAUCAAAAGACGAUAGUUGACGAUAUCCUUACGAUAAGCAAAUUGGACUCGGGCCUCUUCUCGAUCACGCCGGUAGAAGUUCAACCUUUAGCCAUCAUAAAGGAUUUGCUCAAGAUGUUCGAAGGAGAACUUCAGACUGCUAAAAUCACCCAGAAAACACACAUCGAUGAUUCCUUCCAUGAUCUGGCCCUUGACUGGGUUCUCUUAGAUCCCAGUCGACUUCUCCAAAUCCUCAUCAACCUUGUUACUAACAGCAUCAAGUUCACACAGCUUCAAGAACGACGGAUAGUCACCAUUCACAUGGCCGCAUCCCGAGGGAAGCCGGCGGAGUCUGUUUCGGGGAUUGAGUAUCUACCGCUUCGGAAGGAGCGUGAAGACCUUACCAACAGACCUGAAUGGGGGAAGGGCGAAAGCCUCUAUCUCUGUUUCGCUGUAGAAGACACAGGGUGUGGUCUGGCCGCGGAUGAGAAGAAGCUGCUCUUCCUGCGCUUUUCCCAAGCGCCUCGGACACACGUGAACUACGGCGGUUCUGGCCUGGGCUUGUUCAUCUGCCGCGAACUAGCAGAAAUGCAAGGCGGGAGUAUCGGGGUCGCUUCGGAAGCCGGUCAAGGCUCGACCUUUGCCUUCUACAUCAAGGCUCGCCGCUGUGAGCACGUACCAACGGAGACCCAGACAUCCAAACAGGCCUUGAGCGACCCUCAUUCACCGCAUGUUAACAACUUGCGACGCUCCGCCCCGUAUCGUAAUAACGUGCAGGAGCCGUUGUCUGCCCGCCAAGAGCGUGCUGCGCCUGGCGGCUCGCUCCCAUCUGAUAGCUCAGCUCCGCCAGAAUCUACCAAUGCUCCACAUGUUUACGAUAUCCUCAUAACCGAAGACAAUGUAAUCAACCAGCAGGUCCUCAGCAAGCAGCUUCUGAAGCUGGGCCACAGAGUCAGCAUUGCCAAUCAGGGACAGGAGGCAUUGGACUUCCUGCGAAACACAAGGUACUGGAAGGGCAAUGAAAGCGACGGGAAGAAUCUAGAUGUAGUGCUGAUGGACAUCGAAAUGCCGGUCAUGAACGGCUUGGAGUGCGUCUCAAGAAUAAGGAAGCUGGAGCGCGACGGAUCGCUCGUACGGCCAGUUCAAGUCAUUGCAAUUACGGCGAACGCAAGGCUUGAACAGAUUGACAAGGCGCUAGAUGCUGGCAUGGAUGAUGUCAUCUCAAAGCCUUUCCGAAUGCCGGAGCUUAUUGCAUGCAUUGAACGUCUUUUGGAGACUUCGCAAAGCAAUUCCGAUUCUGGAGAGUAA
Molecule: messenger RNA, 3777 nt
Organism: Coniosporium apollinis CBS 100218
Lineage: Eukaryota; Fungi; Ascomycota; Dothideomycetes
Exons: 4
Coding region: 1-3777 (1258 amino acids)
Biological process (GO): phosphorelay signal transduction system; phosphorylation
Molecular function (GO): phosphorelay sensor kinase activity
Source: RefSeq, a predicted model, not a curated record